This is a messenger RNA of Perca flavescens (yellow perch), 1271 nucleotides long. RefSeq names its product ceramide synthase 3a (gene cers3a). The coding region runs from base 69 to 1271 and encodes 400 amino acids. Gene Ontology annotation, cellular component: membrane. The transcript is spliced from 11 exons. Gene Ontology annotation, molecular function: DNA binding; sphingosine N-acyltransferase activity. Lineage: Eukaryota; Metazoa; Chordata; Actinopteri; Perciformes; Percidae. The record is from RefSeq and is a predicted model, not a curated record. Gene Ontology annotation, biological process: ceramide biosynthetic process.
AGCCAGCGUGGAAACAACGGCCCUCACCUGCUCUCUCUGACAGCACUGACAGCGGAAAGGGUGGAGGUAUGUUUGACACGCUGUGUGAGUGGUUCUGGUGGGAAAGAAUCUGGCUGCCUGUGAACCUGACAUGGGCUGACCUGGAGGACAGGGAGGGCUGGGUCUAUGCCAAAGCCUCACAUCUCUACGUCACUGUCCCCUACACCUUUGCCUUCUUACUCAUCAGAUACCUGUUUGAAAGGUGGAUAGCAACACCAGUUGCUGUCUCCGCUGGGAUCAAGCAAAGAGUCCAUCUGAAAGCAGAAGACAACCCCAUCUUGGAACAUUACUACAUUACUCAGUGUAGAAAUCCUGCUCAGGCAGACAUUGAUGGGCUGUCUAAGAAAAGCAGUUUGUCAGUGAGACAAGUGGAACGCUGGUUCAGAAGAAGACGCAGACAGGACCUUCCCGGAGUCCUAAAGAAGUUCAGAGAGGCCAGCUGGAGGUUUUUCUUCUACCUGUUGGCGUUCAUUGGAGGAAUAGUAGCACUGUACGAUAAAGAAUGGUUUUAUGACACUCGGGAAGUGUGGACAGGUUUUCCAAAGCAGUCCAUGCUGGAGUCUCAGUACUGGUAUUAUAUCUUGGAGAUGAGCUUCUAUGGCUCUCUUCUCUUAAGCGUUGCCUUUGAUGUCAAGAGAAAGGACUUUAAGGAGCAAAUCAUCCACCACUUGGCUACACUGGUCCUCCUAUCAUUUUCCUGGUGUGUCAACUACAUUCGUAUUGGAACACUGGUCAUGAUCGUCCAUGAUGCCUCUGAUGUUUUAUUGGAGUCUGCCAAAUUAUUCAACUAUGCCAAAUGGGAGAAAACCUGCCAAAGUCUUUUUGUUCUGUUUGCCAUGGUGUUUAUGGUAACACGACUGAUCAUCUUCCCAUUCUGGCUGAUCCACUGUACCUGGGUCUACCCCGUUCAACACUACCCUGCCUUCUUUGGCUACUACUUCUUCAACGUGAUGCUGGUGGUCCUUCUCUGUCUGCACAUAUUCUGGGCCUACCUCAUUCUCUGCAUGAUCAGAAAAUUCAUGUUUGGCACUCUGACCAGAGAUGAGAGAAGUGACAAUGAAGAGGAAGAAGAGGAAGAGAGCAGCCUGACAGAGGAUGAAUGUAAGGACCAGCACAAGCUUGGCAAUGGAUUGGCUGUUGGUGAAAAGGAGGACAAGAGAAACGGCUUUCAGUGCUCGUCUCCACCAGAGAACAUCUGCCGGUCAAAGUGUACUGACUUGUGCUCAGUAUGA